AAAAUAAAAGGCAAUGUUCGGUGGACGGACGUCGUUUCGACUUUUGUAUUCCGUCAUGCAAUAAUUUUUGUCAUUCAUGAAUUCAUUGGUAAAAAGAUAUUUAGGUGGAGUCACCGUCGCAAACGUUAGAUUAUAAAUAAAAAUGUUGUUUUAGUAUUCGAUUUCGCGUAGUAUAUAAUAAAGCACUUGAUAGGUCUGUGACAAGUACGGUAAUGGUGGCCAUGUCAUGAAAAUCCCCACAGCCAUGGAUGAUAGCUCCGUUUCUCAUCACAACGGAGGGCAAGUGGGAUCUGAAAUAGGUGUUAGUGUAAAUAAUAAACAAAAUGAAGAAUCUAGUCAAAGUGUCCAGUAUUCGAUACCGGGCAUUUUGCAUUUUAUCCAACAUGAAUGGGCGAGAUUCGAACUCGAAAGAUCACAAUGGGAGGUGGAUAGAGCUGAGUUUGAGGCACGGAUUGCCUUCCUUCAAGGUGAAAGGAAGGGCCAAGAAAAUUUAAAAAAUGAUCUGGUUAGGCGGAUCAAAAUGCUUGAAUAUGCAUUAAAACAGGAAAGAGCAAAGUUUCAUAAACUGAAGUAUGGUGUGGAACUGCAACAGGGAGAUAUGCGCCCACCACCAGAUGAGCCACCUGUAGAACCAGAGCCAGCAGAAAGAACACAGUGGAAGCAGGGUCGUCAACUUAUAAAACAAUACCUGCAGGAAGUAGGUUAUACAGACACAAUACUGGAUAUUCGUUCUAAUCGAGUAAGAACAUUAUUGGGUGUGAAUAAUGAGGAGCAGGCUGAGGAGUCCAAUUAUAGAAAUUGUGAUAAGCAUCAUUAUUCCACAAACACAGCUGUUGGCCGCAAAAUGAUGAUGUAUGACUAUGGUGGUAAAGAGCAACAACGCAAAGGUGCUGUGUCUAGUGGUGGAGGUUACAAUGAGGAAGGGCUCUCAGUGCAAGAAAAUGCAGUUUUUGCUAACUUUGAAUUCCUGGCUAAUCAAGAGAUGGAUAUGGACGAAAUUGAAGAUUUAAAUGCCAAACAAAUGCACCACACUACAAAUAAACAAGGUGAAGAAGUAGACCAUGAAGCAGAAGAAGUGCUUAAUGAGCUGAAUUUGCUUACCGAAACUGAGGCUGAUGGUGGUGGUCAGGGUGAUGAAUAUGUUGUGAAAUUCCCAAGCGGUACCACCAGUAGUGGGCCAGCUGGUGAAGCGGAUGAGAAGCCUCUAGCGCUUGGCGAGCUCGCGCAGCUCACGGUCAGCAAUGAGCCAGAAGGAUACGAUGUGGCCGGCGCCAGCAAAGAGUCUUUCCGCAAAACGUGGAACCCCAAGUAUACGCUGCGUUCACAUUUUGAUGGGGUACGGGCUGUUGCUUUCCAUCCCACCGAGGCAGCAUUAGUCACAGCGUCCGAAGACCACACCCUUAAGCUGUGGAAUCUCCAACGAACAGUACCAGCUAAGAAGUCGGCCGGCUUGGAUGUGGAGCCCCUGUACACGUUCAGAGCGCACUCCGCUCCAGUGCUGUGCCUGGCCAUGGGGGCUCCUCGCUCAGAGGAAUGCUUCUCUGGAGGAAUUGAUGGGACAAUCCGUGUGUGGAACCUACCUUCGCUCACUGCCGAUCCUUAUGACCCAUAUGAUUCUGCUGUACAGGGCCCCGUGCUACGCGAGCACACGGACGCGGUGUGGUCGCUGUCGUGGUCGCACGGGCGGCUGCUGUCCGCGUCGGCGGACGGCACGGCGCGGCUGUGGGCGCCGCGCGCGCCGCGCCCGCUGCUGUGCACGCUGCGCGACGACGUGGCGCCCGCGCCACUGGCGCCGCCCGCGCCCGCCGCCGCCGACUUCGCCGACGCGGCCACGCGGGCCGCCGUCGUCUACAACGACGGCUCGCUGCUGCUCUACGAUCUGGAGACUUCGCAGACGGUGCUGCGCGUGUCGUGCGCGAGCCCGGCGCACCGCGUGCGCUCGCACCCCACGCUGCCGGUGCUGGUGACGGCGCACGAGGACCGCCACAUCCGCUUCUGGGACGCGGUGUCGGGCCGCUGCGCCAACGCGAUGGUGGCGCACCUGGACGCCGUCACCGGCCUGGCGCUCGACCCCAACGGCCUGUUCCUGCUCUCCGGCUCGCACGACUGCUCCGUGCGCCUCUGGAACCUGGACACCAAGACGUGCGUGCAGGAGAUCACGGCGCACCGCAAGAAGUUCGACGAGGGCAUCCUGGACGUCGCCUUCCACCCGAUGCGGCCCUACAUCGCGAGCGCCGGCGCCGACGGGCUCGCCAAAGUGUUCGUCUGAACGCCGCAUCGUAUAAUGUACAUGUCGUUUCACUCCAGCCCCGCCCCGGUGCGACCGGGCGGCGCGAGUGUAUGUUAUCAGUAGCGCGUCGCCCGUAGAGCGACCGUCGACCGACCGUCGACCGACCGUCGACCGACCGUCGACCGACCUCGGAGCGUCUAGUCGUCUCGUCCGGUCGCAGAUUCGACGACCGCCGCCGUGUAAUCCUUACGUUUCAUGAAGGCGCACUCGAUAUGUACUUUCUUAAAUUUAUGUGUAUUAUUCAGUGUUAUGAUUCUAUCGAAAUGCGGAAGCUCCCCACUUUCAGUUUCGAACGUACGUCUGUAGGAUAAAUCGUGGAACGUAUAUGAUACGACAGUAGAGGGGCGGUGUUCGUGAAAUGCAAUGAUUAUACGUUUCGUUUUUAACGUAUUUAAAAAUAUUGUAACGUAACGUUCCGGGCGCGCUUCGACGCUCGUCACAAGCGCGUAGUGGACACUCAUCUAUGUAUAGACAUUUGGAAUCUAUUAUAAUAUAUUUUUAGACUUUCAGUAUGUGGAUUUUAGGUUUUUAUCGCGACUUUUUCACCGAUUUUAAUAUACGCAGUGAGUUAAAGAUAUUGUUCGUUUCUAUGCAUCUGUAAGCGAGACCUUUGUAAUAAAUAUUAUGAGGAUAUCGAAGAUGUUUCUUUGAUACGUUCGUGUCACGUAUCUGUACAGUUAGAUUUUAUGCAGUAUUUGAUAUUUUGCAGAUAACGUUCGAAGUGAUUACAUUAGCUAGUAUAUAUUUUAUUUAAAUCGUUUCGAUUUAUAUAGACGAUACUUACGUUUUGUCUUAUGUACUGAAUCUUGCUCUCAUAAUAUCUCGUGCAAUGAGGAGCGGUCGAACAAAAAUUGAAUGGCUAGGAGUACUGUAUUGGAAGUAACAUAAGUAAUGUUUGUUCAUAACGAAUACUGCAAUGUAGAAUAUAUAUUAUAAAACAUUACAUAAUUAUUCCUUUAUUUUCCUCGAAUUCAUAUGUACACAUACAUCCAAAUUGAUAGUAAAAAGCAACAUAACCGAA
Zerene cesonia (dogface butterfly) is the source of this 3311-nucleotide messenger RNA. RefSeq names its product striatin-4 (gene Cka). NCBI's taxonomy places the organism in Eukaryota, Metazoa, Arthropoda, Insecta, Lepidoptera, Pieridae. Gene Ontology annotation, molecular function: protein binding. The record is from RefSeq and is a predicted model, not a curated record. Bases 227 to 2269 code for a protein of 680 amino acids. The transcript has 9 exons.